UGGGGAAUUUCAAAAUAUCAUUUUAAUAAUUGGCGACCCUUACUGUCACAUGUCAAAUCAGAUAACCAUCACAAAUCCUCAAAUCAACCGAAACAAUUCGUUUAUUAAGAAAUAUCAGCAAAAAAAAUUGGUUUUACGAAAUAUAGAUUAAAAAGUAGACAUCGCGGAUGUAAUAUCUCAAAAAUCCAAUAAGUAAUAAGAGAAAAAAAAAAAAUGUGGACGAAACCUAUUUUAUUACUACUUAUAACGACUCUUUUCUUCGAAUAUAACCGCGCUAAAAAAAACACGUUAUGCCCGAAAUUAUAUGGGAAACUAUUUAAUGGUUAUGUUCCUGCUGGUAAUAUGUCCUCUGGAGUAUUUAGCGCAGUUCCCGAUGCUGAAGAUCAACGAUCAUGUGUAUUAGAUUGUUGUGAAAAGAAUGAUUGCAACGUAGCGUUUAUCGCGGACGAGAAAUGUUAUCAUAUUAAAUGUCAAAAUUCAACAAUUUGUUUACCAAUUUAUAUUGGGAGCGGUAACAGCAAAGAAGAAGACGACUAUGCAAGCCGUGUUAGUAUGGUUUUGGUAAGACCGGUUGAGGAAGAUGUAGAAUGGGUCGAAUUACUCCUGGGAAAUCGAAAAAACGACGAAGCGACAUCUAUGGAGGCGAAAGAUAACUACGAAUUUGCAUCAAUGUUUUCGCGCAAAGAAGAAUUAGAAAAUGAUUAUAAUAAGUUAUUGCAAAUGGAAGAAACGCGGUUUCCUACUUUUGGCGAUGGUUGUGAAGUUAAUAUCCCUGAUAAUUGUCCUUUAAAUGAAGAGUGUAUUCAAAAUAACGUUAGAGGGCGUGGAGGUACUUGCAAAUGUAAAAGUGGUUAUCUAAGAAAUAGUGAAAAUGAAUGCGUUUUUAUAGAAAAAACUAUCACAACAACCCCUAAAAUAUUUGACAUAACCUCAAAAAUGAAUUUAACUCAAUCAAUUCCCACAAAAGGUUUAUUAGAUGUAACAGCUGAAUCAAAAGUGGUUAAACUCCCAGAAAGUGAAGUAAGUUUAACAGCUGUAGUCAAUCAACAACCCGGAUCAGAAAUAAAUCCCUUAAAAGAUGUUCAAUAUCGUUAUGAGUGGACUGCUUUAACACAACCUGAUGGAAGUAGUGCUGUUAAACAUCAAAACGGGGAAACUUUACAAUUAACGAAAUUAUCUGAAGGUUUAUAUACAUUUAAAGUUGCAGUUUCAAAUGAAACCAUGUACGGGGAAACGUUUGUGAAUGUGACAGUAUUACCACCAUCAAGAAUUAAUAAACCUCCAGAAAUUGUUAUAACACCAGCUAAUCAAACGAUUAAAUUACCAAAUAAUGGCGCUGUUUUGGAUGCUUCUUCAUCAACUGAUGAUGAUGGGAUUGUUACAUUCCAUUGGGAACUUCAACAAGGACCACUUGGUUACCAACCCCAACUUCAUGAUACACCAACAUUAGAAUUAAACGAUUUGAAUAUGCCCGGAAAUUACACUUUUAAAUUAACGGUAACCGACACAGAUAAAGCGAUAAGUGUCAGUACAGCCAAUGUGACUGUUCUAAAAAUAACUGAUUAUCCACCGGAAGCUAAUGCAGGUCAAGAUACAAUAAUUUAUUUACCACACAAUCAAAUAACAUUAAACGGGAAUCAAAGUAUUGAUGAUCACAUGAUAACCACAUGGGAAUGGACAAAAAGUCCCGAUGACGCUGAAAAAGCCGUGGAUAUGCAAGACACGCGAACACCUUACUUAAAACUCUCCGAUUUAGAAGAAGGAAUGUACACCUUUACAUUAAAAGUUACCGAUAGCGCUAAUCAAAGCAGUACGGCUCAAGUACACGUUUUUGUUAAACCCCCAACUAAUAAACCACCAAUAGCUAAUGCUGGAGGGAACUUAACGAUUAGUUUACCGCAAACUUGGGUCGUUAUUGAUGCAGGAAACAGUACAGAUGAUAAUCGAAUUGAGAAAUACAAAUGGGAGCAAGUAAAUGGACCCUCUACGGUUACUUUCGUUAAUCCGAAUGCAACAAAAACGAACGUAACUGGUUUAACAAAAGGGGGUUAUGCUUUCAAGGUAACAGUAACCGAUGAUAAUGAUAACGUUGCUUCCGAUACCGCUUUUAUAACGGUCGAUCAAAAUAAGAAUCAAAAACCAAUAGCAAACGCGGGUGGAAAUUUAUCCAUAGAACUUCCAAGAAACGUCGUUUACGUAAACGGUUCGAAAUCAACAGACGAUUGGUCAAUAGUUCGUUGGAAAUGGACGCGAUUAGAAAAUUCGUUAUCCUUAGGAAACAUAGCUGAAGGAUCAGACGAAACCCCCAUAUUAAUUCUAACUGAUUUAAAAAGCGGAAUUUACGCCUUUAAUUUAACAGUAUACGACGAACAAGGAUUGAGCGAUUCCCAAACGGUUCAAAUAUCAGUUUUGGACGAUCCAAAGUUGAUGUUUUUGGUUGAUAUGGUGGUGGAUGUCGAAGCUGAUGAGUUAACAGAGAGUCAGUAUGGAAUUUUAAAGGGGAAAUUGGCGUUGCUUAUUGAGGAUAAUUCUAAAUUACAGGUUCGAUCAAUUAAACAACAACCAGGCACCACAAACCCAAUAAUAACAUUUUACGUCGAAUCGGGAGUUGAUAAUCAAACCCCACUUCCAGCAAACGAUGUAGUGAAACAUCUCCGAAAAAAAUUAGCAAUCGACGCCGGAUUAUUAGGAUUCACAAUCUCCCGCUUACAAACAACAAUCUGCCAAAAUAACUGUUCCGGUCACGGCGUUUGUAACGAAUUGAGUCGAAAAUGUACUUGCGAAUCAUUUUGGAUGGAAGAUUUAUUUAAGAUUUACUUAUCCGACGGUUACGAAGACUCCAAUUGUAGUUGGAGCGUUCUCUACGUCGUUUUGGGAGUGUUAUCUUUCGUUGUAACGGUUGCGGCCGUUAUUUGGGCUUUGAUUUAUUUGUGUUUGAAUGGAUUUUCGAAAAGGAAUCGGCAAAAACCCGCCAGUUAUAAACUUAUACAAGAUUCCGACGAUGUUUUACCAUAUUCAGGAAGAAAAGCUGAUUUAUCAGACUCUGACACAGAUUCCGACGUAGUUUUUGAAUCAAGGAAUAAACCAAGUAGAUUCGGUGAUAUUAGAAAUGGGCAUAAAUCGAUUAGAAAUGGAUUUUCGAAAAUUGGACGACGAGUUAAAACUUAACUUUGCCACUGUGCCUCUUCAAAUUAAACAACUUUUUUUUAAUCAACCCAAUUCCUAUAAAAUUACUUAACCAUGUAACUAGUCAUUCGAACACUUAUUAUUGAUUAAGUUAGGUUGUGCAGAUUUAAGUUAAUUUAAGGGAAAAUAAGGUUGCGAAAAGUACCCGAUUUUUUGGUGGUUUUCUUUUCUUUUUCAGUAAAAAGAAGAAGAACUUUACAAUUAAUAGAGCUUAAGGAAAGUUUUUUUAAACAUAAAAGAUGAAUAUUGUGUGUGUGAGUGUGUUUUUGCCAAAUUUAAUCAUGUGAUACUAAAAAAAAAUGUCUUGAAGAAGAAGUAAUCGCACCUUUCUUUUCGUUUUAUGUAAUGAUUUUAUAAAAAUGUACUAUGUAUUAUAAAUAUUAUAAAUUUUAAAACGAAAA
Onthophagus taurus is the source of this 3587-nucleotide messenger RNA. The record is from RefSeq and is a predicted model, not a curated record. NCBI's taxonomy places the organism in Eukaryota, Metazoa, Arthropoda, Insecta, Coleoptera, Scarabaeidae.